Plasmodium relictum is the source of this 495-nucleotide messenger RNA. Its product is annotated as conserved Plasmodium protein, unknown function. NCBI's taxonomy places the organism in Eukaryota, Apicomplexa, Aconoidasida, Haemosporida, Plasmodiidae. The record is from RefSeq and is a predicted model, not a curated record. The coding region runs from base 1 to 495 and encodes 164 amino acids. The transcript is spliced from 2 exons.
AUGGGAAAUGUAACAUCAAAAGAUGAAGAAAAUGAGAAAAGAAGUUUAAUUUUAUUAGAUGAUAACUUUUUGCAUAACUUUCAGAAAAGGGAUAACACUGUCUUUGAAAAAAAAUUAAAAAGUUUAGAAAAAGAUGAUAAUCUAUAUAAAAAUAAUGAACUAACAGAAAUAGAUGAAAGUGUAAAAUCAAAUAAAUCAGAAGACUCAUUAAAAUAUAAUGGUAAAGAAUAUGAUAAACUAAAAAAAAUGAUAAUAGAUGAUUUAAUUUUGGAAAGUGAAAAAUAUAUUAAUACUCAUAAAGAUAAAUUAAAUAUUGUAAACAAAAAUAAUAUAAGAAUUCCUCAAACAAGCAGUGAAUGCUUGUAUAAUGAAAAUAAAAUAUAUAAUUGUCUUAAAAAUAUGACUGAAUCCACCUCUAAUUUUAUUAACUCUUAUACUAGAUGCUAUAGGCAUUUGAGGAAAUAUGAAAGCUGUGUUCAAAAAAUAAAGAUUUAA